Messenger RNA from Cottoperca gobio, 954 nucleotides. Its product is annotated as retinol dehydrogenase 8. The transcript is spliced from 6 exons. Gene Ontology annotation, biological process: estrogen biosynthetic process. Gene Ontology annotation, cellular component: cytosol; cytoplasm. Bases 1 to 954 code for a protein of 317 amino acids. Lineage: Eukaryota; Metazoa; Chordata; Actinopteri; Perciformes; Bovichtidae. Gene Ontology annotation, molecular function: estradiol 17-beta-dehydrogenase [NAD(P)+] activity. The record is from RefSeq and is a predicted model, not a curated record.
AUGACCCAGAAGGUGGUACUCAUCACAGGCUGCUCUUCUGGGAUUGGCCUUGCCUUGGCUGCCCGCAUCGCAAAAGAUAAGAAGAAAAGGUUCAUGGUGUAUGCCACCAUGAGGAACCUCAGUAAGGGUGAGGCGCUGGUGGAGGCAGCGGGCCGGACUCUGGGCAGGACUUUGGAGAUCAAACAGUUGGACGUAUGUGACGAGGACUCCAUCAAAGCCUGUGUGGACAGCCUGCCUGAACGCAGGGUGGACAUUCUUAUAAGUAAUGCUGGGAUGGGUCUGAUUGGGCCCAUCGAGUGUCAGUCUAUUGAUGAAAUGAAGACUGUCAUGGACACCAACUUCUUUGGGCUUGUGCGGCUGCUGAAGGAAAUCCUACCUGACAUGAAGAGGAGGAAGAAAGGCCAUAUUGUGGUCAUUAGCAGCGUCAUGGGCAUUCAGGGAAUUGUAUUCAAUGACGUCUAUGCAGCAUCCAAGUUUGCAGUGGAAGGCUUUUGCGAAAGCUUAGCAGUACAAGCCCUGAGAUUCAACCUCAAUAUCAGCCUGAUAGAACCAGGUCCAGUGAUAACAGAGUUUGAGCGUAAAGUCUAUGAUGAGGGCAUGAAGACUGACCUCAGCAAGACUGACAACAUUACUGCUGACAUGUUCACAAACAUCUACCUGAAGAACUACAAUCAGAUCUUUGAAACCUUCGGGCAGACUGCUGACGAUGUAGCAGAGCAUACUCUGAAGAUCAUCACCAUGGAGAAUCCUCCUUUCCGUCACCAGACAAACAUGCUUUACACAACAAUGACCACACUCAAAUACGUAGACCCCAAAGGCGACCUCCCAAUCGACACGUUUUACAAAAUGGUGUUUGAACAUGACAAGGUCUUCAACGUCAGUCUGAACUUCUUCAAACUUCUGCGCUGGAGAGGUCGAAAGAGCUUCACUUUGGAAACGGACAAGAGCAACUAA